AUCACAUCGCCAUCUAGCGCACGCCGACCUCCCAUGAGCCCCGCAAGCCUUGCCGAAAUCUCUGUCUGGAUUGACGCUGUCGAUUCAAUCCCGCAAGACGUGCCCUACACCCCGACUGAUCGCUUUGCGCACGACAAUUACGAGAACCCGCGACCGGCGAAGAAGCGACGCAUCAUGGACGCCAGCUACGGCGACGACUUGGAGACGCCCCGUCCGCCCAAACGAAGCCGCGAUGUCGCUGCCGGUCCGCGUAUUCUCCCUCCUUCGCUGCAUCAGUUCGAGCCUCCCUCGCCGCGCAGAACCGAACCCGACGCCGCCGUCUCUGACACCGUCUCCCUCGAAUCACACAACAGCGGGCGGCUGAGCCCGACGAAGCAGCUGCAGGCUCUGGAGGACUCGGAGAACUCGCUUGUCUUCUGCAACUUUCACGAUCAUGAAGAGAACGAAGAAUGCGUGGAUGUUAUGAGAAUGCGGGACAUGAUAAGGGAGUUUGCAGACGGCAUCGGCAUCCUUGGGUAUGAUGACCUGGAGGAGGUAAUUCCCUUGAUAUUGGGCGCAGAAUGCAAACGCUUCCGGUAUUCGUGGGCGAACGACCCAGGGCAGCGCCUAUUGUACGGCUCGAUGCCCUCGAUGCGGCGCCUGCAAGAGCUUGUGACGGCUGGGUGGCGGCAUGAUCGGGGUACGGGGACCUCGGAGGACGAUUGGAACGCUAACGUUCAGUACCCUCUCAUCAAGCUUGCACACAAAACCAGCAAGUAUGCGGGUCAGCUUGCCGUCCAUGGCGUGAAAACCGUCAAGCUCGAUCCUCCGUGGCUUGCCCGCACCACCGAAGGCCUCCCGAAACACGUCAUCGACUACAUCGUCACGCUUAAACCCGAUACCCCCGCAAAGCAAGCCUGGCGCGAGCUCACCCCGCUUUCGCAAGCCAAGGUGAAGUCCUGGAACCACAUCACACGCGACCCUGUCCGCAGCCACCCCAUCGCCAUCAACAUCGAGACAAAGGGCCCCAACAAGUCGUGGACAGACGGCAAGCCGCAGAUCGCUAUAUGGACCGAUGCCUGGCUCAAUCGCCUGUCGUAUCUUCCGAGCGUGCCAACUGCGGCAUCCUGCCCUGCGAUCCCCCUGCUGAUCGCCCAGGGACACGACUGGCAUCUCCUCAUCAUCUCGCGGACGGAGGAGAAGACGACUAUCUGGGAACAGGUUGCUGUGGGCAGUACACGGACCUGCUUUGAUGCGAUGAAGGUGGUGGCUGUGCUGCAUUGGUGCAUGUGGUGGGCGGAGACAGUGUAGCGGCCAUGGUUUGCAUCCUUGAUAGCGUAGUAGAGGUGCGGCGAAUGAAUGGUCCUAACUACACGAUAUCCGCAAUGUGUAUUGCAUUUCCCUACUAGCAAUGUGACCUGCAGUAUUCACCGCGUAGUCCCAGCAUGGUGUAUACACCACUUCCGCAUUGUGAAGAGUAGGUCCGGAACGUCCAGGUCCAAAAGAG
Molecule: messenger RNA, 1486 nt
Organism: Trematosphaeria pertusa
Lineage: Eukaryota; Fungi; Ascomycota; Dothideomycetes; Pleosporales; Trematosphaeriaceae
Exons: 2
Coding region: 34-1290 (418 amino acids)
Source: RefSeq, a predicted model, not a curated record